GUCCACACCUCCCACUUCACCCCUUGGCUUCCCCCAGGAGGAUGUUCCCCAGCUACAAGGUAAAGGUCACAGGCAUGAACCCCAAGACCAAGUACAUCCUACUGAUUGACAUCGUCCCUGCCGAUGAUCACCGCUACAAGUUUUGUGACAACAAAUGGAUGGUGGCAGGGAAGGCUGAGCCAGCCAUGCCAGGAAGGCUGUAUGUCCACCCGGAUUCUCCUGCCACUGGGGCCCACUGGAUGCGGCAGCUGGUCUCCUUCCAGAAACUGAAGCUGACAAACAACCAUCUGGACCCCUUCGGCCAUAUCAUUCUCAACUCCAUGCAUAAGUACCAGCCGCGGCUGCACAUCGUUAAGGCUGAUGAGAACAACGCUUUUGGCUCCAAAAACACAGCCUUCUGCACCCACGUGUUCCCAGAGACCUCCUUCAUCUCUGUGACCUCCUACCAGAACCACAAGAUUACACAGCUGAAAAUUGAGAACAACCCUUUUGCCAAGGGAUUCCGGGGCAGUGACGACAGUGACCUCCGUGUGGCCCGGCUACAGAGCAAAGAAUAUCCUGUGAUUUCCAAAAGCAUCAUGAGGCAGAGGCUCGUCUCUACUCAGCUCUCGGCCAAGCCUGAUGUCAGCCCCCUGCAUGGUGCCCACCAGGCCCUCCAGCACUACCAGUAUGAAAAUGGUGCUCACAUGCAGUUUGCUGCGGCUGAGCCCCAGGACCUUCCCCUCAACACCUUCCCAACCCAGAGGGACUCAAGCCUCUUCUAUCACUGCCUGAAAAGACGAGCAGACAGUGCUCGCCACCUGGACUUACCCUGCAAGAGAUCCUAUCUGGAAGCUCCUUCUUCGGUAGGGGAGGAUCACUAUUUCCGCUCUCCCCCUCCCUAUGACCAACAGAUGCUGAGUCCCUCCUAUUGUAGUGAGGUGACCCCAAGAGAAGCCUGUAUGUACUCAGGUUCAGGGCCUGAGAUUGCCGGGGUGUCGGGGGUGGAUGACUUGCCCCCACCCCCACUGAGUUGUAACAUGUGGACGUCUGUCUCACCAUACACCAACUAUAGCGUUCAGACCAUGGAGACUGUGCCUUACCAGCCCUUCCCCACGCACUUCACCGCUACCACCAUGAUGCCUCGGCUGCCUACCAUUUCUGCUCAGAGCUCCCAGCCACCAGGAAACACCCACUUCAGUGUCUACAAUCAGCUUUCACAAUCUCAGGUCCGGGAGCGGGGGCCCACCACCUCAUUUCCAAGAGAGCGUGGCCUCCCUCCAGUGUGUGAGAGGAAACCGCCCUCUCCACACCUGAAUGCUGCCAAUGAAUUUCUCUACUCUCAGAGUUUCUCUUUGUCCCGGGAAUCUUCCUUACAGUAUCAUUCAGGAAUGGGGACUGUAGAGAACUGGACUGAUGGAUGACUCUUAUAUCUUCCAGACAGACAGAGGACCAUGUUAAUCCAGUAUUAACCUCUGUGGGUGGAUUGCACUACCAAGAAACCCUCACAGAAAGGAAUUUCCAAAAAUGUGUGUGUGUGCGUGUGCGUGCGUGUGUGUGCGUGCACGCAUGUGCAUAU
Messenger RNA from Loxodonta africana (African savanna elephant), 1558 nucleotides. It is a transcript of the gene TBX4, whose product is annotated as T-box transcription factor 4. Bases 42 to 1403 code for a protein of 453 amino acids. Gene Ontology annotation, biological process: angiogenesis; regulation of transcription by RNA polymerase II; positive regulation of DNA-templated transcription. The record is from RefSeq and is a predicted model, not a curated record. The transcript has 6 exons. Gene Ontology annotation, cellular component: nucleus. Lineage: Eukaryota; Metazoa; Chordata; Mammalia; Proboscidea; Elephantidae. Gene Ontology annotation, molecular function: RNA polymerase II cis-regulatory region sequence-specific DNA binding; DNA-binding transcription factor activity, RNA polymerase II-specific.